Drosophila hydei is the source of this 2470-nucleotide messenger RNA. RefSeq names its product UBX domain-containing protein 4. Lineage: Eukaryota; Metazoa; Arthropoda; Insecta; Diptera; Drosophilidae. Bases 97 to 2325 code for a protein of 742 amino acids. Gene Ontology annotation, molecular function: protein binding. The transcript is spliced from 5 exons. The record is from RefSeq and is a predicted model, not a curated record.
UUUCAUCACUAUCACAUAGAUGUCAGGCAGGAAAAAAAAGUUUUUGUGAAACAGCCAAAUUAUUCGGUAACAAAACAUUCCAGGCAGCAAACAAUUAUGAAUUGGCACACGGGUAAUAUAGCUGAAGCUGUGGCAGAAUCCAAGGCCAAGGAUGCCAUAUUCGUCGUGUAUAUUCAAGGUCAGAAUGAAAUGACCGCGAAUCUGGAUCGAAUUCUGGAUGAUGCGCGUGUCACCGAAAAGCUGCAGACAACAGACUUUGUAGCCGUUAAAAUUCAAGGUGAUAGCGCAAGAUAUGCACAGUUUCUAUCGCUAUAUAAAGUGGUACCUAUUCCAUCGAUCUUCUUUAUUGGCAAAACCGGAACGCCACUGGACAUCGCCACAGGCAUCGUUAGUGGCGUUGAAGAGCUGUUGAUAAAAAUCAAUAAGGUGCUUCUAUUGUCGGGCAAACAUAAGAUCGAUUGUCCCACUAGUAGUUCAACAGUUAGCGAUGAACAGGACGAUCAAGCACGACGAAAAAUCGCUGGCGAUGAUAACGAUCAGAAUGAAAACGUAAUCGCACCAGUGCCAAUAGCGCAAAAAGCUGAAGAGCCUGUGCAGCCGGUUGCAAAAGCGAAGCACUCAGAGGCGGAGGAGGAUCUUAAGAAGUCGGUUGCUGCUGAGCAUGAUUCAGGGGCAACCGUGAGCAGCCAACCCGCUGCAGCUAAGCAAACAACGGAGUCAACAACGAAGCUAACUCAACCAUUAAAAUAUGCUCCAGCUGCAACGAAAUCUGAGCAAGCAAAGAAGUCACAGGAAUCAGGAAAAGCUAAGGAAGUCACAGAGCCAUCUGUUGUUCAGGACUCAGCAAAAGCUAAGGAACUGGCAGAACCAUCUGCUAAUCAGCAAUCGGAGGCAGUACCUGAGCCCAUUGAAACAGCUGCUGAGCCUAUUACAGUGGUUGAACUGGACGCAAGUGCUCCUCCACCUAAGCCAGCUGAGCCAACAGCAGCGGCUUUGUCAGCGGCAGCAGCAGCCGAAAAGCGUGCAGCGGCUGCAGCAGCAGCAGCAGCUGAAGCGGCAGCAGUAGAAGCAGCAAAAGCAGCAGCAGCAAAAGCAGAAGCAGCAGCAGCAGCAGAGGCAGUAACUUCACCGGCUACAGAAACCACAACCACAGUGCCUGGCCCGAGCGUGACUCCAGCGCCCGUUGAGGGAACUACUAAGCGCGGGACUAAAGUACACCAGCAGGUCGAGAAGCGUAAAAAGGAACGUUCGGAGGAGAAGAAGCAACGCGAGAAGGAUAACGAAUCACGACGCCGACGCGAAGCUCAAGAGCAGCAAGCAGCUGCACGAGAGCAGCAAGCAGCUGUUCGAGAACAGCAAGAAUCUGCCCGAGAGCAAGAGCUCAAGUCAAUGCAAGAACGCAUUCGCCGCGAGCGCCAACAGGAGCAGGCGACACGUGAACGUAUUCUGGCUCAAAUUGCCGCCGAUCGUGCAGAGCUGGCCAAUCGAGCAGCCAUGGCUGUGGAGGUGUCGAGUACUACACCGACAACAGCGUCAAUAGCAACUAUAACGCCCGAACAGUCGCACCACGUCGCGGUGGAAGAGACACGCCUACAAAUCCGUCUGCCAGGCGGCAUAAUUCGCAUCAAAGAUUUUCCAAUUAUAGAGCCAUUAACCACAGUGCGUAGCUAUGUACGCGAGGAGCUGCUCGCCAGCACCUCCAUACGUGAAUUCACGCUGGCCACCAGCUAUCCGAGACGAGAAUUCAAAAUUGAGGAUGAAUUGCUAUCGUUGAACGAUUUGAAUUUGGUGCCCAACGCAGUUCUAUUGGUGCUAGGCAGUAACCAGGUCAACUGUGUGGUGCGCAGCAGAAAUAAUGUGAUGAACAUACUGACCAGCGUCAUCUGGGCUAUCCUAACGCCAGCCGCUGUCGCCUUUGAUUACAUUAAUAAGCACGGCUUUCAACGUUUGCGAGCGCGUUUCGCUCAGAUAUUUGCAAAUAUGAGCUGGCGCAGACCAAUCCAAGCUCCAGAAACUCCCCAGGGCGGAGACAUCAGCAACCGUCGCAACUUGGAUAUGUUUAUGCUACGUACAACAAGUGGACCUGGAUUGCAGCGUGCCCAUCCCCAAAAUGCUGUUGGAUCACCGGAGCAUCAAAUAAAGCCAACUGAAUUGUCAAAUGAUGGUGCGGGUGCAUCACAACCACUGGACUUGGUACAGCAGCGUUCUGGCAUCUUUAAGCCGACACGUUUUGGCCAAACGAAUAUACGUCGUUUGGCGGACACGGCCAAGGAUGACGAUGAGGAAAAGGCCACCUACAAUGGCAAUUCAACACAACAGCAAUAAGCAGAAGCAAUACCAACUCAUAUAAAUAUAACUAGUUAAAACCGUUCCCUUUAACCACAUUCAGAGCUUCAAAAUAUGCAGCCUUUAAAUUAUAAUUAACUAAAUAUAAAAGUAAUGCAAAUUUACAAUAUCCGAUUCAAAAUCA